GGCAGCCCGAGCAGGCGUGGGGCAGCCCUGCCCUGCAUGGAGGAGCCCCAUGGCACGGGGCAGGCUGUGUCCGUGGCCUGGGCGGACGGCCCCGGCGCACGGGAUCGACAUCCGGACGGGGAGCGAGAGGGCAGCAAGGCUCCCCCCAGUAAAACGGAGUUUCAGAUGAUGGAGGGGACGCUGGAGAGGAAGCACGUUCUGCAGACAGGAGGUAGAAAGGCGACCUGCCGCGCCUGGAGCCUGUUCCACGCGGUGCUGAUGAGGCAGACGCUGUGCUUCUAUCAGGACCGGAGGGACAGCCUCAAGAGCUCUGUGGUGGCCCUUCCCCUGAACCUCUCCGGGGCGAUCUGCACCCCUGACACAGAGUACACCAAAAAGACCAACUGCUUCAGACUACAGCUACGGGAUGGCUCUGAGUAUCUUCUGAGGGCCCCAUCCCAGCUGCUCAUGAAUGAGUGGGUCUCCAAGCUGCAGCAGAACUCAGGUUUCCCCGAAGUGGAUUACUUCCAGGCAGCAGCACAGAGUGUCGAGGGCGCCAGCUCUGCUGUGGGUUUCAGCAAGGUCCCUGGGCCUGGAAGCUGCCAACUCCAGGGACACCCUCAGGCUGUGACUGCCAAGAACCAAGAGGUCGUGGUGCUACCCUGCUCAAAUACCAGGCUGCAGCUGCCUUUCGGGAGCCAGGAUGGCCCAGUGGACGUGGCAGCGUCCUCAGCAGAGGGUGUUCGUGGAGCUGCCAGUCACUCAGCCGGGCACAGGGAGCACCAGUGGUCACCCAGUGGGUCCCCUGGGUCAUGGGACAACAGCUGCCCAGAUGACGACUAUGGGUUGGUGGCUAACAAGAGGAGGUCCUACUCAUUCACCUCAGCCACCUACCAGAAGAUCACGCCCGUGGCGGUGCCCAAGGAGCCCAUGGAGGCCGGGAGCAGGUACUCCGUCACGGCGGAACACGCCCCGCCCGCCCCCGGGACGCGCUGCCACUCAUUUGUGGCCAGGCCGGGGAGCCCGCGGGAGGUGCUGGGGGAGAAGACCCAGGGCCCCCCUCGCCCCAAGAACAAAUCUGUCUUCAAGAAGUUCUUUGGGAAGAAGGAGUGA
Molecule: messenger RNA, 1092 nt
Organism: Struthio camelus australis
Lineage: Eukaryota; Metazoa; Chordata; Aves; Struthioniformes; Struthionidae
Source: RefSeq, a predicted model, not a curated record